Molecule: messenger RNA, 2519 nt
Organism: Argentina anserina (silverweed cinquefoil)
Lineage: Eukaryota; Viridiplantae; Streptophyta; Magnoliopsida; Rosales; Rosaceae
Product: wall-associated receptor kinase 2-like
Exons: 3
Coding region: 66-2360 (764 amino acids)
Biological process (GO): cell surface receptor signaling pathway; protein phosphorylation
Cellular component (GO): plasma membrane
Molecular function (GO): polysaccharide binding; ATP binding; calcium ion binding
Source: RefSeq, a predicted model, not a curated record
UGACACGACUAUUUGACACGAAUACUCCUCUCAGUUGCAACUUGUAUCAUCGAUCGGUGUCGAUUAUGGCCUUGCAAUUCCUACUGGUGGUAGUCCUGCUCCUAUUGUCGGGGGCUAGUACUACGAAAACAACAGCUGCUGCUGCUCAAGCCUUGCCUGGCUGCUCUGACAAGUGCGGUGAUCUAACAGUUCCAUAUCCAUUUGGCAUGGAGGAGCGUUGUCACAUGGAAGGGCGAAGUGAAUACUUCAUCAAUUGUACCCAUACGACCGAUCCACCCACUGCAUAUUUGAUGCGUGGAAAUCUCGUUGUUACAAACAUUUCCCUAGAGGUAGGGGAGUUGCGAAUAGUAAACUACGUAUCUACAGAUUGCUACGCCGAGGGCAGCCAGACGGUCUACUUCCCUACUUGGCUAAACCUGCCUCGUCAAUAUCCAUAUACGGUCUCCGAUUCCAAAAACAAGUUCUAUGCCGUAGGCUGUGACACUUAUGCAAUUGUGCGAGGCUUCCGAGGGGGAGAAGAACUCAUUACUGGGUGCAUGUCAAUAUGCAGCAGCCUUGCCAGUAUUGAUAAGAACCUUUGCACUGGCAUAGGGUGUUGCCAGAUUAAUAUUCCCAGUGGACUGAACAAUGUCUCUGUAGAGGUAAAUAGUUACUACAAUCAUACAAAAGUGUGGGACUUCAACCCCUGCAGCUACGCCUUUCUUGAGGAGGAAGGCCAGUUCAAUUUAAGCACUUCUAGUUUUCAACAACUGAAUUCAACUGUACGGCUUCCUAUAGUUCUUAACUGGGCUAUUGGGAAUGAGGAAGACCCCUGUAAUGAAGCUCAGAAGAGGGAGGAUUACGCAUGCAAGGGUAACAGUUCGUGCUACAACCGGUCUAUCAAAGGGUCUGUAGGUUACUUGUGCGAGUGUUUGCCUGGUUAUGAAGGAAACCCGUACCACCCAAAUGGUUGCACAGAUGUUGAUGAGUGUACUAAUUCGACCAUCUGCGAUCAUAGUUCAACAUGUGAAAAUUUAGUAGGGAAUUACACUUGUAAAUGUCCCGAAGGCCAAACAAAUUACGGCAAUAUUAACAUUCCUUGUGUCAAUAUCAACGGAAAAUCAAAGAAUACUGCCCUCCAUAUUUCAUUAGGUGUCUGUUUAAGCAUUGUGAUGGUACUUGUUGUAUCAUUUUGGAUGUAUUGUGGAAUGAAAAGAAGAAAAUUCAAUCAACUCAAGGAAAAAUACUUCAAAGAGAAUGGUGGCUUAUUGUUACAGCAAAAAUUGAAGAAUUUCGAUGGACCUCAAGCAGCCAAAAUAUUUACGAAAGAAGAGCUUAAAAAUGCCACUAACAAUUUUGCUGACAGCGGAAAAAUUGGUGAAGGAGGUUAUGGAACUGUCUACAAAGGAACACUGCCGGAUAAAAAGGAAGUUGCGAUUAAGGUCUCGAAGAGCAAUGCCCCAAUCACCCAAAGUAAUCAGUUCGUUAAUGAGGUAAUUGUUCUUUCUCAAAUCAACCAUAGAAAUGUGGUGAGGCUCCUAGGUUGUUGCCUAGAGACUCAAACGCCUCUGUUAGUUUACGAGUUCGUUGGCAAUGGCACACUAUAUGAGCAUAUCCAUAUAAAGAAUGGCAAGGGUCCGCUCUCUUUUGGGUUACGGAUGAAGAUAGCAACGGAAACAGCAGGAUCGUUGGCAUACUUGCACUACUCCACUUCCAUGCAAAUCGUGCACCGCGAUGUGAAGGCAACCAACAUCCUGCUCGAUGAGAAUUUCACAGCCAAAGUGUCAGACUUUGGAGCUUCAAAAUUGGUUCCCGAAGAUCACAAUCAACUUUCUACUUUAGUGCAAGGGACACUGGGGUACUUGGACCCUGAAUAUCUUCAAUCAAACACACUGACGGAGAAGAGUGACGUCUAUAGUUUUGGCGUUGUCCUUGUGGAGCUAAUAACGAGUCAAGUAGCAAUUUCUCACGAGAAGCCGGAGGCAGAGAGAAACCUAGCGAAUUGUUUCAUAACAUCAGUGGAAGAGAAUCGCUUGGCUCAGAUUAUUGAUCAUGAAAUAAUCAAAGAUGGGAGUUAUGAAAUAGCUGAACAAGUGGCUUAUCUCGCCAAGAGAUGUUUAAGUUUGAAAGGAAGGGAUAGGCCUACCAUGAAAGAAGUAGCAAUGGAGCUCGAGGCAAUAUUGCAAGUUAUGGCAAAACAUUCAGGGGGAAAGCCUGAUGCCUCUCCCAUAGAGAGCGACUAUUUGCAUGCGACGUCACCUGCAAAUGAUUACAUUGUUGAUGUUAGAGGUGAUGAAGGUGAAGCCAUAACCAGUAUUGACUAUGACCAAAGCAUGCAGAAUCAAGCCCAGAUAAUGAAGCCUGAUGAUGAUGGGCGAUAGUUGAAUAGUAUGCCUCGCCUUUGUCCUUGAUCUCUUUGCUAUUUUAAAUUUUCCUGUUGGGUUUGUUGCAUCAUUUGAGUGAAGUAGCUAGUGUGCGCCUCCUAAAAUAAAUAAAAAGUACUGUAUGAUAGUGUAGCCGUGCAGGCACUUCAGUUGUAA